AUGCCUAUCUCAAAGAAUAGUAUAUCUGCUCCAUUGGAAGCAGGUACAUCACUGCUUCAACCAAUGCAAUUACCAUCCGAAUUACUCGAAGCUCUUGAUUAUGUAUCAAAACGUCUGGUACGAAAAUGUCUUCACCUAUCAUUAAUUGUCAUCAAGAGAGACAAUCAAAUUCAAAGUCCUGUUAUAUCCAAAUCUGUAACCGCACCUGGUUCUCAUUCUCUCAUUGCAUCACCGACAACACUGCUUUACAAUAACGCACCGCUUACAUCUUACACUCGCGAUGUUUCACCUUCCAGUCGAAGAUCUUCUCCUUUGAGCUCCCGAGCUGCAAGUCCAAGUAACACAAUCUUUUCCAAUUCUCCUUCCGAACGCUCAACUUCUACAUCGGCAUCUACACUCUCCACAUCCACAAUCUAUCUCUCACGCACCAAAUACUCCGGACUUCCCUCAUCCCCAAAAGAUACCAUGGCCCACCACAUCCGCGCAUCCAUUUCCCCCCCUUCAACCCCUUGCACUCCAACCACCGAAUGGACAGCCCCAGACACACCAAACCGCUACGGCAUAACCCUAAUGCAUUCCACCACCCUAAACCCCCGCGCCGAACGCAUCUUACGCACCACCAUAUCCCGAGCCGAGAAAAAAUUCCCCGCUAUCGGCGGAAACUGGUUAUCUACAUCAUCGCUCUCAGAACCCAUAACCGAUUCACCCACUCAAGAUUUAAUCCAUCGUUCUCUUUCUCAAAAUCGACUUGUUUAUACAAGUGCGGGAUUAUCGCUCUAUUCUCUCGAUUACUUGUAUACAUUUAAAUGCGCACUGCAUGUUUAUUCUCGUAGUCUCUCGGUAGAAGAUAUGAAGAUUGCGGUAGAUGAAUUGAGAAGAUUGGUAUUAUUACAAGAUAGGAAGAAAAUCGGAAGAGGGGAGUUGGUGAAAUGUUACGAGUGGUUGGGGAUUUCGCUAAGUGCGCUGUGUGAUGUUGAAGAGGGGUAUAGGAAGUUUUAUGGGGGUGGGUUGAGGGAGGGGGCGAUUUUAAAGGAGGAAGGGAGGUGUGUUGGGAGGAAUUUGUCGGUUAGGACUUCGUUUGUGGGUGCGGAGGAUCUGGUUAAGGUGGGGGAGAGUGCUAAGGGGAGGGAUGGGGAAAGUCCGGUUUGGGGGAGGGGGGAUGAUGGGAUGGGAGAGAAAGAGGAAGAGGAUAGGGGGCCGUUUUUUAGGGGUGAUAGAACCCCGAAUCGAGUGGAGGAUUUUAGUCCGGGGACUAGAGGGGAAUGGGAGUUUUUGAUGAGGGGAGAGAGGAGUUUUACGCUUGUUGAGGUGGAUUGUUAG
This is a messenger RNA of Sclerotinia sclerotiorum 1980 UF-70, 1320 nucleotides long. RefSeq lists its product as hypothetical. The record is from RefSeq and is a predicted model, not a curated record. Bases 1 to 1320 code for a protein of 439 amino acids. The transcript has a single exon. NCBI's taxonomy places the organism in Eukaryota, Fungi, Ascomycota, Leotiomycetes, Helotiales, Sclerotiniaceae.